This is a messenger RNA of Chenopodium quinoa (quinoa), 1148 nucleotides long. RefSeq names its product protein ACCELERATED CELL DEATH 6-like. The record is from RefSeq and is a predicted model, not a curated record. Bases 414 to 1100 code for a protein of 228 amino acids. The transcript is spliced from 2 exons. NCBI's taxonomy places the organism in Eukaryota, Viridiplantae, Streptophyta, Magnoliopsida, Caryophyllales, Amaranthaceae.
AGAGCAAUUUUCACGACAAGAAAUAAAGGAAAUCAUGGCGGCCGCAAAAGUGCAUGUGCCCUUAUCGGUAGACAAAGAUGGUCUCACACCCUUGCUAAGAGCGGCUACAGCCGGUAACCAUGUUGCAGCCGCAGUGCUAUGCAAAGCUUCUCCAAAAGCAGCGGAAAGUUGCGACAAGAAUGGCCAGACUUAUGGGCACUUGCUUGUAAAACACCCAUCGAUUUACUAUUUCUCCCGUCUUUUUGAAGAUGUGGAAUUAAGAUCGUUGUUGAUUUUGAAGGACAACCACGAAAACACACCAUUGCAUCUGGCAAUUAUGUAUAAUCGUUUUGACCUAGUACGACACUUUUUUCACUUUUGGAAAGAUACAUGUAAGCCAACAAAAGUUGAAGAUCGAUCAAUGGAUAGUUAAAAUGCUAGAAGAACCAAACAAGGUUGGCAAAUCUCCCAAUGAUCUACUAGCAGAAUCACCUAACCUUCCACGCGACAUUGAGAAGAUGAUUCUAGAAGAAAAAAAGUUGAUAGGUGUUCUUAGCAAAUGGGGUAUUCCCUCAAGUGAGAUGAAAACCUAUGUGAACACAAUAGGUAUUAUAGCGGCUCUUUUAACGACAAUAACAUUCACAACAGCAUUCACGAUUCCCGGUGGAUUCCUUCAAGAUAUCGGGACACCAGUUCUGAUAGACAAUAUAAUGUUUCAGGCUUUUAUGAUAUUAGAUGUGUUUGCAAUGUGCUUAUCGAUGAUGGUUUUAUACUGUCUCCUUUGGAUCAUGGCUACAAAUAACCGGAAGAAUUCAGUGAUGAUACUUGAUUUCAGCGUAACAUUAGUCCUGGCAUCAUUCUUCACAACUCUUUUGACAUUCAUGGCGGGUGUAUGUGCUACUACCUUACAAGUUAAAGCUUGGAUGGCUUACGUUGCUUUGGCUCUAUGCUCAUUGCUAAUGGUUGUUCUUUAUUUAUCUAAAAAUGCAACUGUAAUUUGUGAACGGAAGUUUUUGAGAGUUUCACGUAAGUUUCCUAAAUUACAAAAAAUACUAAAACAACCUAGUCCUAUAGUUGGUUCUAAACAGAUCCCUUCGCAAGGUUCCCCCAAUAUUGUUUAGAUAAUAGGUUUAUGUAGACAUGUAUUGUACUAUGUACUCCUCAAUUGU